This is a messenger RNA of Branchiostoma belcheri (Belcher's lancelet), 340 nucleotides long. Its product is annotated as lactose-binding lectin l-2-like. Lineage: Eukaryota; Metazoa; Chordata; Leptocardii; Amphioxiformes; Branchiostomatidae. The record is from RefSeq and is a predicted model, not a curated record. The annotation marks the transcript as partial. The transcript has a single exon.
AUGACAACCUACAACGGUGCAGUCAGUAGGUGUUCUUUAGACGGGGGAACCCUUGCCAUACCCCGGGACAGCACUACCAACGAGUUCCUCAUGGAUCUAAAAAAUGGCGUCGACCGCAACGCUUAUUUCCGUUUUGGACUGACUGAUGUCCACCAGGAGGGAGUUUGGAUGUGGGACGAUGGCGUUCCUCUGGGCGACUUCAGAGCUUGGAGUCCAGGACAACCCGACAACGCAGGUGAUAACGAGGACUGUGCCGAGUACUGGCCCCUAACGAACACAUGGAACGAUGGACAAUGUACCUUCGCUGACAGGAAGUUCAUCUGCCAACUCUCUCAAUUAG